Dreissena polymorpha is the source of this 2225-nucleotide messenger RNA. RefSeq lists its product as uncharacterized. The transcript has 17 exons. Gene Ontology annotation, biological process: protein ubiquitination. The record is from RefSeq and is a predicted model, not a curated record. Gene Ontology annotation, molecular function: metal ion binding; ubiquitin-protein transferase activity. Bases 15 to 1826 code for a protein of 603 amino acids. Lineage: Eukaryota; Metazoa; Mollusca; Bivalvia; Myida; Dreissenidae.
UGCAAUCGACACGAAUGGACUCACAGAUAAAUGAAACAGUUGCGGAAGUAAAGACAGACACAGAAUGUAUUCACGCGGUUUUAUUACAAAUCGUCAAUUCACAAGCGGGAUGUAGCUGCAAAGAUAAAAUUACUGAAUUCAAGAAAGAUCUUGACGCUCUGAAGGAAAGGGUGUCAACAAUGGAAGAAGAAUACUGGCAAGUAAAACAGAGACGUGACGAGGUAAAGAAUGCAAGAGCGAGACGACUGGGUGAACACUUCACACAACUUGAACAUAUUCAGAGUAGCAUAGGAAGCAUGGAACUCAACCGACCAUCGGGUACAGGGGCAGGCAGCGAGUAUGAAGAAAGAAUGCGAUCAACAGAACGUACUACAUCCGUGUCAGAUUUCGGAGCAAGUUCGCCAUCACUUAAACCGGAGAAACAUACAAACCGGGUCUGCGUUAAAAGGCAGUCGGAAAGACGGAAUUCGAUGGAUGUAGAAAAAUGGCAACUUCUGGGAAGACAAGAAAUAGAAAGGGUGUCUUUGAUGCCUCAUCCACAUAGCGGCUACCACACUGUUUUGCUGCUGGACAUAUCAGAAAGUAUGGCAUCGGGGGAUUCUUGGAAAAAUGUCAAAACAUUCGUGAACGACUUCCUUUCUGGCCUCGAAGAACAUUCUGCACUGUCUCAGCGAUCACGACACCGUUUUAAUGAACAUGUAAGCCUCGUUACGUUUGGGCAUCAAACACACGUGGAGACACCAAUGACAAAAGAUUUCAAAGUAAUCAGAAAUAAGAUAGAUCAGAUUGCGUUAGGCGGUCCAAGUCCUCUUCUCGGAGGUCUGCUCGUUGCACAGGCUGUUUUAAUGUCCGUCCAGGGUACUCCUAGUGUGAUGCACAAUAUAAGUAUGCAUCAUAAGGUCAUCGUUUUAACGGACGGACAGCCAACAGAGAUGUCGCUGUAUAGCGGACCAGAUGUGGUAGACGAAACUAAACUUGACGAGGAUAUGGCAAACAUAGUGAUGGUAUUGGACAUAUUACACGAUGCCAAGAUGUCGGUAUUCUUUGUUGAUGUCCCCAAUUGCGCCACAACAUUUUUCCCGUGUAUCCGAUCUGAUGCGCCAUACAGAAAUGUAUUUUACUGCAAUGAAGGACGCAGAUUGGCAAGACGCAAUUAUCUUUGUACAACAAAGAUGGACGAUUUAGAAAGUGUUGAUGAAAAUCUGACAGCAGAGGAUAAGGAAGAUUUGCGUGACAUUGUAUCAACAACAAAUGCACACGCCGCGGAUGCAAUCAAUCGUGCAUGCGAACAUCGUAUCACUGGUAUGUACCGCGAGAGCAACUGCAAAACACUUCCCAUCAUUGGUUCUCGCGUUCGCAGAGGACCCGAUUGGAAAUGGAAAAACCAGGACAGCAAUGGUGUGGGGACUGUGGUUGGACAUUGGGACAAUGAAACAUGGGUGACUGUUGAGUGGGACGCCAAACUACCUGGUGGUAACCGAGGGUACCAAUACGGCGAGGGACGAUUCGAUCUUCUUAUUGUCGACGAGAUUCGACGCCUCCAGCCCGGGGAGUUAUUGGCAGUCGGUUGUCAAGUAAAAACUGGUCGACAUGGUAAAUUUAGAAAUGUGCAUGCGUGGAACAAGGGCGUUGUUAUUGAAAUGAAACCACCUAAAGCCCGAGUACGUUGGGACAGUGGAAUAAGACGUGAUUAUAGUUAUGGCGAGGACGGCAGAUUUGAAAUAGAAAUUUGGGACAGUGCUUCAUCGGCGACAACUUUGACAGAAUCUGACAAAGAGCUUGCAUCUGGGUUGAAAAGUAAAAAUAAAAACAAGCGUUCAAAGUAGAAUCGCUGUCUGCGUAGAUAAUCUGGUCUAGUAAUGCCAGUAAACAAAGCAUGAGCUGAAUAUCGGCUCCUUCCAAUGAAGCAUAAAAUUAACUUAGCAAAUAGAAUGUUUCAGAAAAUACAUCUGUUCAGUCUACUAAUUAUCUUGUCGUUUAAUUGUCACCAAAAUUAAACUUAUUCAUUACAUUUUUUCAUAUUAAGUUUUUUGAAACAAGUGAAUUAACGUUUGUAUAUAUAAUUCUGGGAUCAGUAAACGCAAAUUGUAAAACAAUGCUGUUAAAAAUAACAACAUUACUGAUAUUUAACUACCUAAUAAACACUCAUAAAUCUCAAAAAGUUUCGCAUAGAAAUUGCAAAAGCUUUUUUAAAAGUUCUCAAUUUCGUUGUUAACCUGUUAAUA